Molecule: messenger RNA, 716 nt
Organism: Corythoichthys intestinalis (scribbled pipefish)
Lineage: Eukaryota; Metazoa; Chordata; Actinopteri; Syngnathiformes; Syngnathidae
Product: tetratricopeptide repeat protein 36-like
Exons: 3
Coding region: 42-608 (188 amino acids)
Biological process (GO): cilium assembly
Molecular function (GO): protein binding
Source: RefSeq, a predicted model, not a curated record
GUUUGUUUGGUCUUUUUUUCCUCCUCCAUUUUUUGCACACAAUGGCAUCAGAGCACGACCGAGCAGUCUUGCAGGCUAUUUUCAAUCCUAACACCCCGUAUGGCGACGUCCCUGGGCUGGACCUGGAGCAGGAAUUAACGGAUGAUGAAAGCUCCUUUGAUGCAGACUUGCUGAGGCAAGUAAAAAACUUGGAGAGUCGUGGAGUCUCUGCGGCCGAGGCGGGGGACUUGCGGGAGGCCCUUGAGCUUUUCGACCAGGCCGUACAAGUUCUGCCCCGGCGUGCGUCAGCUUACAACAACCGGGCACAGACACUGCGACUCCAAGGAAACACAACAGGUGCUCUGGAGGACUUGGACCGCGCCAUCUCCCUGAGCGAGGGCAGGGGUCGGACAGCCUGCCAAGCGUUAGUCCAACGGGGCCUCCUGCGUAGGCUAGCGAGCCAAGACGACAAGGCCCGGGAGGACUUCCAGAAGGCGGCAGCACUUGGCAACGAAUUCGCCCGACAACAGGUGGUGCAGCUGAACCCGUACGCAGCACUUUGCAACAAGAUGCUCUGCGAGGUCAUCGGAAAGCUGCGUAACCCAGACAUCGGCGAGACCAGACUGUAGUUGUAAUCAAUUGAGGUUUUAUUUUUUUUCAUCCUAGAUGAACAGUGGGGGAAAUAUGUAUUUAGUCAACCACUAAUUGUGCAAGUUCUCCCACUUGAAAAUAUUAGA